Messenger RNA from Microthlaspi erraticum, 609 nucleotides. The record is from the annotation of a GenBank genome assembly. NCBI's taxonomy places the organism in Eukaryota, Viridiplantae, Streptophyta, Magnoliopsida, Brassicales, Brassicaceae.
AUGAGCUAUCAAUCUGGUGCUUACAGUGGAACAUCAAGUGGCCGAGCUCGUGGAAGAAUUGUUGGUGUGCCAAAGAAAUGUUGGUGUGGGGAAUUAGUGGUAGAGAAAAUCUCUAAACCCGACCCAAAUCCAUAUUGUCGAUACUAUAGGUGUGGAUUUGCUGCUACAGAGAGGCUUGUCAAUGAUAAUCAUGCUUUUAAGUGGGUUGAUGAAGCAUUGGUGAAUGAAGUGGAGACAUUGCGUUCUUGUUUGGAUAGGCUAGAAGAGGAUGUGAGGGAGAUUACAGCAGACAAAAUAAUGCUUGAGAAUAUGGUGAUUGAGAAGAUUCAAAAGAAGAUGGAGAGAGAGGUUUUUGAGCGAGUGGAAGAGACAUUGGCAGCAACAAAAUCCGAUGUGAAGAAAAUGAUGCUUGUUGUCAUUGUUGGUUGCAUGGUUAUUGUUGGUUGUAGUAAGCUAGUAGGUUUAGUUUGGUCGAUUGUUGGUUGUUGUAUGGAUAUAAACAAUGAGUUUGGUCAUAUGAUCUUUGUUGUUUGUGUUUUGGUCAUUGUUGUUUCUGUUAAAGACAAUUCUAGUUUGGUCAUUGUUGUUUGGUUUUUAAGACAAUUCUAG